AGCAUAAACACAACAACCACAGCUUCAAACCCGCCUGCUUGCCUCUUUCUCCUCCCAUCCGCUCUAUCACUCCCAGCAAACAGUUACAGAACGGAUUUUCUUUAAAAAAAAAACAAUCCAAAAAGCUUGACUUUAGCAGCCAUGGCAAUGCUCUCCACCUCACUUUCCGGUCCAAAAUCUGCCACUUCGUAUUGCGCGCCUGAGUUCUCCGGUCUUCGCCGUUUAUGUCCAAACAGCAACAACAACAACAGCAACUCUCAUUCCCAGUCUUUUCUUCGCUUCUGUUCUCCCCGAAAACCUCUUAAAAGCGUUGUUGCCAUGGCUGGCACUGGAACGUUCUUUGUUGGAGGAAAUUGGAAAUGUAAUGGAACAAAAGAAUCCAUUACCAAGCUUGUUUCAGACUUGAACAGCACGAAGCUGGAGUCUGAUGUUGAUGUUGUUGUAGCACCUCCCUUUGUUUACAUCGAUCAGGUGAAGUCUUCCUUAACUGACAGAAUUGAGAUAGCAGCUCAAAACUCUUGGGUCAGUAAAGGUGGGGCUUUCACAGGAGAAAUCAGUGUGGAACAAUUGAAAGAUAUUGGCUGCAAGUGGGUUAUUCUUGGGCAUUCUGAGCGUAGGCAUGUAAUUGGCGAAGACAAUCAGUUUAUAGGAAAGAAGGCAGCUUAUGCCUUAAGCCAGGGUCUUGAGGUAAUUGCUUGUAUUGGUGAACUGCUAGAAGAAAGAGAAGCAGGGAAAACUUUUGAUGUUUGUUAUCAGCAACUGAAGGCAUUUGCAGAUGCUGUGCCCAGCUGGGAUAAUAUUGUUAUUGCAUACGAACCUGUGUGGGCUAUUGGUACUGGUGUAGUGGCCACACCUGUGCAGGCUCAGGAAGUGCAUGUAGCUAUCCGUGAUUGGCUUAAAAACAAUGUCUCGGCAGAAGUUGCAUCAAAAACACGUAUUAUCUAUGGAGGAUCUGUAAAUGGAGGCAAUUGUGCUGAACUUGCGAAGCAAGAAGAUAUUGAUGGUUUCCUUGUUGGUGGUGCAUCCUUGAAGGGCCCCGAGUUUGCUACCAUUGUCAAUUCUGUAACAUUCAAGAAAGUUGCUGCUUAAUUCUAUGAAGUUGAGUUGGUAUUGGAAACAUUAGCAAAUAAAGAGCAAAAAAGGAGCUGCUUCAGUUUGAAGCUUACUGUAAUCAACCCAUGAGUUAGUCUUAUUGAAUGGAGUUUUGAUGAUUUAUCCA
Molecule: messenger RNA, 1219 nt
Organism: Populus trichocarpa (black cottonwood)
Lineage: Eukaryota; Viridiplantae; Streptophyta; Magnoliopsida; Malpighiales; Salicaceae
Product: triosephosphate isomerase, chloroplastic
Exons: 9
Coding region: 142-1089 (315 amino acids)
Biological process (GO): glycolytic process; gluconeogenesis; glyceraldehyde-3-phosphate biosynthetic process
Cellular component (GO): cytosol
Molecular function (GO): triose-phosphate isomerase activity
Source: RefSeq, a predicted model, not a curated record